CAGGCCAAGGCAAUCCUCCUCUCUCUCUGCACCAACCCUGUCAUUCGUGCCAAGGUUGCCUCUUAUGCCAAACGACUCGAUCAAGAGGAAUCGACCAAGAAGCGGAAGCCCGAGUCUACUAUUGCCAUCUGUGUGCAAUGCGACCAGCCGUUCUACCAAGAGGACAACCAUGACACUAGCUGUGUCCAUCACGAUGGUUUAUUAGAGGUAAACUACAAGGCUGAAGUCUGGGAAGACAUCGACGAUGAUGGGCCGAUUGACUCUUCAGAAAAUGAGGAAGACGUUCCCGAGGGUUUUAAUUGGUCCUGCUGCGGUACAAUCGGCACUUCUGCCGGCUGCAAAAAGGGCCCGCACCAGGCAGACCCUGAGAAAUCGAGGAAA
This is a messenger RNA of Trichoderma virens Gv29-8, 381 nucleotides long. RefSeq lists its product as uncharacterized. The transcript is spliced from 2 exons. Lineage: Eukaryota; Fungi; Ascomycota; Sordariomycetes; Hypocreales; Hypocreaceae. The annotation marks the transcript as partial. The record is from RefSeq and is a predicted model, not a curated record.